AUCGGACGAUCACGAUGAAACCUCUCAAUCCGAGCUCACCCCAUUACAAAUUUGGUGGAGAAGCCCUAGCCUCUCUUUUUCUUGGCCGGAGGGAACUCAGAAGAACACUGCCUUUUCUCUCAAGAGUUGCUCAGCUGAACAAAACUAGAGCUAUUUCAAAUGGCUCCUCCAGCUAUAGCUACUGGCAAGAAGCCUGAUGCAAAGGCGCAGGCAUUGAAGGCUGCCAAGGCAGUGAAAUCGGGGGCAUCUUCUCUGAAAAAGAAGGAGAAGAAGAUCCGCACCUCAGUAACUUUCCACCGACCAAAGACACUCAAGAAAGAGCGGAGUCCAAAGUAUCCCCGCAUUAGUGCUCCUCCAAGGAACAAGCUGGACCACUAUCAGAUUCUCAAGUUUCCUCUCACCACUGAAUCUGCCAUGAAGAAAAUAGAGGACAAUAACACACUUGUCUUCAUUGUUGAUAUCCGGGCAGAUAAGAAGAAGAUCAAGGAUGCUGUGAAGAAGAUGUACGACAUCCAGACCAAGAAAGUCAAUACUUUGAUCAGACCCGAUGGUACCAAGAAGGCAUAUGUGAGGUUGACUCCAGAUUAUGAUGCUUUGGAUGUUGCCAACAAGAUUGGCAUCAUUUAAAUGGAGAUGAGUUUUGCUUUUUGUCUGAUCUCUUAUUUGCUUUCAGUUGGAAUUCUAUGUUAGUGCGAGAGAGAUAGUAUAUAUCUGCAUUUUUCAAUUGGUUAUAUUAUGUAGCUCUAGUUUCCAAAGAGAAAUUUUGUGUGGACAGAAGCAAAACUUCCUAGACUUAUUCUUUGGAGUCCUAAGUUCACGGAAUCCAUUUUUGUCA
Molecule: messenger RNA, 835 nt
Organism: Macadamia integrifolia
Lineage: Eukaryota; Viridiplantae; Streptophyta; Magnoliopsida; Proteales; Proteaceae
Product: 60S ribosomal protein L23A-like
Exons: 4
Coding region: 160-627 (155 amino acids)
Biological process (GO): translation; ribosomal large subunit assembly
Cellular component (GO): cytosolic large ribosomal subunit; ribosome
Molecular function (GO): structural constituent of ribosome; rRNA binding
Source: RefSeq, a predicted model, not a curated record